GCGGCCCACGUGGACGCCAAGGACGUGGAGCCCAUGGCGGAUGGCAGGGAGCCGCAGCGGGGCGAGGAGGAGGCCGGCGGGGGCCCGGCGAGUGUCAACCGCCAGCCAGAGCUGGAAGGGAAGUCAGGACCCUACUUUUACUCUCUGGAGUCCAGCAUUGACAUCUUGAAGAAGAGAGCCCAGGAGCUGAUUGAGAACAUCAAUGAGAGCAGGCAGAAGGACCACGCACUCAUGACCAACUUCAGGGACAGCCUCAAGAUCAAGGUCUCAGAUCUGACAGAGAAGUUAGAGGAGAGGAUGUACCAGGUUUACAACCACCACAGCAAGAUCAUUCAAGAGCGGCUCCAAGAGUUCACCCAGAAAAUUGCAACCAUCAGCCACCUGGAGACAGAGCUCAGACAAGUCUGCCAUACCGUGGAGUCCGUGUACAAAGACCUGUGCGUCCAACCUGAGGUAGGCGCCACGCUGUGGCAGGGCUGGGUUGGGGGUUCCUCUGAGGGAGGGGACUGGUGUUGGUUCAAAUGA
Castor canadensis (American beaver) is the source of this 525-nucleotide messenger RNA. RefSeq names its product synaptonemal complex central element protein 2 (gene Syce2). Gene Ontology annotation, biological process: synaptonemal complex assembly. The record is from RefSeq and is a predicted model, not a curated record. Gene Ontology annotation, cellular component: central element. Lineage: Eukaryota; Metazoa; Chordata; Mammalia; Rodentia; Castoridae.